CAGCAGCAGCACCAGCCACUGACCAACCAUGGCGGAGUUCGCAUCCUGCACGAUCUACAUCAAGGGCAUUGCCACGACAGCCACGGAGGCGGACGUUCGCGACGCGUGCUCACAGUACGGGAACAUCACGGACGUGGCCAUCCCGGAGGGCAAAGAUUUUUGCUUCGUGGAAUUCGCGGAGGAAGCGCAGGCACAGGCGGCCGCUGAGACCGGCGGCUUCGAUGUGUGCGGUGCCCAUGCUACGGUAGAGAUGAGGAAGCCGCGCCGUGGACGCCGAGAGCGGGCUACGGUGCCCGAGGGCACUAGCACCAGCAUCUACAUCCCUGGCCUUCCUGACUCGGCUGACAAGGAAGCCAUCCGCAACCUCUUCGCCGGGCUGUUCGAGGCGCAGCGGGUCGACCUUCGCCAGCGGCAGGACGGCAGCCGGUACGCCUUUGUGGAGUUCGGCGACAGUACGCACGUGCAGGAGAUCAUGGCCUCGGGUCCUUUCACCCUCGACGACCAGACGCUGGAGCUGGAGGAGAGGACAUCCGUCGCCCGCGUCCGCGCCCCCCGCAAACAGAACGAGGGGGGCGGCGAGGCCAAUGGCGGCGGCCGCACCCGUAACCGGGGUCGCCGCGGCGGCGGCGGUGGCGGAGAGGGAGGAGAGUACGGCGGCGGCGAGAAUGAAGAGGCAGCGGGCGAGGGCCGCGGCCGCCGCGUGCCUCCCGUGGCAGAGAACUCGGUGUACAUUAAGGGCUUCCCGGAUACCACGACAGAGGACGACAUCCGCGCUGAGUUCUCUCAGUACGGGGACAUCACCUCGGUAAUCCUGCGCGUCAAGCACAUCGGCGAGGACAUCCGCACCUGGGCGUUCGUGGAGUACGUGGCUCCGGAAAUGGUAGAGCCGGCGAUCGCCGGCAGCGAGAGCCUUGAGCUCGGCGGUGUGCCCUGCACCGUGGAGGCAAGGAAGAGCACCCCCACCCCGAGGAGCGAGUACGGCGGCGGGGGCCGCAACCGCCGCUAUGGUGGAAGGCGUCCCCGGGGCGACAGGGGUGACAGGAAGAGGGAGGAGUACUAAAGUAUAUUUUAGAGAAACAUGAGAGAGUGGGAGACACGGUGUAGUGCUCGCUGCGCGCGCCUCUGGGCAUGGGAGGAAGAGAAGAGCGCCGUCAAGUAAAGCUACGGUGGGACGAGGUUGCCGAAGGCGUGGCGGGACAAUUGAAGACUACAGAGGGGGGCAGGACUUUUUUUCUGCAUGGUUGGUUGAAUUUCGAUCAAUCUCUACAGGCCUCUUUGACAUGACUUUUUUUUUUUAUUUGCGACGCCCUCGCUUUAGACGGGAAACUUGUCCUUGUGACGGCGAGGGAAGAGCAGGGAUACGACACAGAGGUGGGGUGGGGGGUGGGGGGAGAGGAUGGUGAAAAUGAUACUACUUAAUUCGACAUGUAUCAUAUAAUACAGUGGAUGUUUUGGUUUUUGCUGAAGGAGGAAGCGGAGCGGUUGUCUGCCGGGCUUGCCCGUCUUGUCUGGCUCUCUAAUCUCUUGGCUUCUUCAUCUAGACUCUUGAAGUUCUGAAGUUCUAGUCGAUAGUGGUUGCAGUAAUAGCAUUUGGGAGGUGUCUUGUUUCUUCUUGUUUCUACAUACGAGCGGCGACGGUCGGAUUCAUGUUUGGCAACGCAGAAGAGGGAAGGGGGGAGAAGAAAGGCCCCCUCGGAAAAGAAAAGAAGAAGGGAUCCGAGUUGUGGUGGAAGUACGUCCGGUUUUUCCGUGCGCGAGUGGAGAAGAGAUUUGCAUGGCCGGUAGGCGAACGUGUUUGCUGACUACUCUGGGAUGCAGCAAGCCACUGCAAAAGGUGGUGCCGAAGGAGAGAGAAGAUGGAACUUGGUAGAGUCGUUGUGUUGUGUGUGUGGGGGGGGUAAGAUCGGAGUGUCAAGCGUGGUGAUCGUUUGCAGUCUUGACGCAGACGAGUGGGCUACGAAUCAAUCCCGGUGUGUGGCGUUUUCUUUCAGGUUUGUUUGUUCAUGUCGCCGUCUUUUUUAUCUUUUGUUUCGUUGCUCCGGUUGCCUGGUCUUGGACCGAAAAUACGACAUUAUUACAAGAAUGGAAAACUUCCCCCGCCUCGUUUCUUGCAGAAAAAUGCUGAAAACUUUAAAAACACGUAGAAAGCGUUCGGGUUGUGUUUCGUGUGUAUCUUUGUUCGCAAAUAGCUGGAACAUUGAGGAGAGUUUGGAGUGGGGUCACUUUAGUGUGCAGGGUCUGAGGAAGGGUAGUCGUGAGGGUCUAAGUUUUGCCGGGAGCGGGGGGUGGGUGGGGUAACAAAUGACCGAGGUCUUUGUUCUUCGCGCCGGUAAUGUUGACGAGAGAGGAUUUGGCGCUAAAGUAGUGCGGGGAGAAAGAAAUUGCAGUCGGGCCCGGGCGCGCAUUGUCGGGAUGUUGACGUGAAAACGUGCUGGGUCAUGAACAGGUAAGGAAAUACAGGCAGUUGAGGCAAAAAAAACAGCUGAUCGUAAGACCCUAAAAAAAUCCGGUGGGUGUGUCGGGAGUGUGUCUUUUUGCAAGAAAAAUGCUGAUUCUCGUGCGGAUGGGGAACUGAGCAACUCGCUCGGUUGUGUUUCAGACUCUUGAUGUUACUCUCGCCAACUCCACGCUCGACACCGAGAGAUGAACGGGUCGAGGGGGAGAGACUAGGUGCCCGCAGUUCUUGGUGCCAUGUGCCAUCAUAACUGUGUUCGAGCAUACCUUUAAGUACGCGCCAAUGGGUGGUGGCCGGCACAGUACACCGCGGCUGAUACUAGGCCAGUUGUGAACAUGGGUGUGUGUUUCGCCGAGCAAUAUGUUCGGCUGGCUGCUCCAACGACCAGCCCACUCCUCUUCACUCGGGUUUGCUGCGUGAGACCGUGUUCAUUCAGCUCAAGACACCCACACCCAUUCUCCUUUUAUUUUAUUUUGAUCGGUCUCCUCGACGCUCUUUCUCGUUUGGUGCGGUAGCUGGUCUUUCUUUCUAUCAUUUUGUUUCUCUUCCGAGUGGUUUUUGUACCCUAUUUUUUUCUGUUUCUUCGUGGGGUCGUGUAUGCCGGGUUUUGAGACCACGGGCUCCCAAUCUUUCUUUUUUAGAGCUAAUGUGAGAAACAACAACAACAGCAACAACCCACAACACAAAAUUGUGUAAAAGCUGUUGUGAUAGUUUUUGUUUUUUGCCCUUCCAUGCCCAUCUUAAAUACCCCUGAAAGGGUCUGCCGCUCGUCACAAGUCGGAGCAGACCGACUCUUCUCGUCGCUUCGUUCUAUUCGUGUCAAAAGCGUGGGUGGCUGCGUGCAAGAGUAUACGCACUAUCAAAGCCAGACGUACGUCCAAAACUUGAAAAAAACGCCCACGACACGUUCCAACAGACUCGACUUCGCCCACAAAUGGGAAGUACACCCUUUUGCCAACACAAGCGACAAGAGCCUAGGACUGGGACAUGCCCUUACCGAAACCAUCAGUGGCUGUGAAACCUCUAGCCCCAGGAUGGGCGCGAGAGAACGAUGAACGAACGAUAUUCAGCUCACUGCAUCUGCGUCUGAACUAACCGUCGUCGUGUCUUGUGUUCUAGAUGUAUUUUCUUUCUGCCCGAGCGAGUGGCGGAGGCUACUUGAAGUCUAUUUUUAGAAAGUAAACAUAACCUCAC
Ectocarpus sp. CCAP 1310/34 is the source of this 3649-nucleotide messenger RNA. The record is from the annotation of a GenBank genome assembly. Lineage: Eukaryota; Phaeophyceae; Ectocarpales; Ectocarpaceae.